Messenger RNA from Penicillium subrubescens, 1305 nucleotides. RefSeq names its product arrestin (or S-antigen) N-terminal domain protein. Bases 1 to 1305 code for a protein of 434 amino acids. The transcript has 2 exons. NCBI's taxonomy places the organism in Eukaryota, Fungi, Ascomycota, Eurotiomycetes, Eurotiales, Aspergillaceae. The record is from RefSeq and is a predicted model, not a curated record.
AUGUCAUCAAAUCUACCGAUACCGUGCGCAAUUCGCAACCUUCCGUGUCAAAUAUCAGCCAAACAACCCGUACCUCAAGUCAAAAUCGAGGUCAACGGAGACAAAGAUAGAGAAAAGAGAACGUUCACGACAGGGGAUCUCAUAGAGGGUAAUGCAAUCAUAAGCGUGACUCGUGAGAUGGACUUGGGUCAUGUUGAUAUCACCUUUGAAGGUACCUCUACAACAUCUGCCAGUCGAGCAGUCUCAUUUGUGCCAGGCCGAAGGAAGGCCUCACAUAAGUUCCUUCGCGUCAGAAAGCCAAUCGACAACCUUCAAGAAACACAUUUGGUACCAGGGCAAUUGUACAAAUUUCCAUUCUCUUUCCUCGUUCCAGAGGGCAUCAGCCCGCAACAAUGCGACCAUUCAACCAAAGACGCCGAGGUGGAACAGGCGCACACUCAAUUACCGCCCACAUUUGAAAGCCAAACAUCUAGAUUUUGGCAGUCUACAUCAGGAGGGUGGGCCCCGAAGGCUUGCAGAAUUUCCUACAAAAUCCGAGUAGCGAUCUCAGAGAAGUCUCAGGCUACCAGCACGCCUAGAAGCAAGCUCUGUGAUGUUUCUCGCUCUCUAAGAAUCAUGCCGGCUGCCAGGACAGCAAAGUGUCCCGAAUAUUCGGCUCAAUAUCUGGUCCACGGGAGGCAAAGUGAGUGUCGGUCUAUGGGAAGAACGCUGGGAAAUCUCCAGGUCGCGGCUGAAGAGCCAAGACCUAUUCAGAUUUCAUCUACAACUACCUGGUUAAACAACGUUUCGACUUCUGCGGUUCAACUCCAUCUUGCCUUCGAUUCUACUGCAAAUGCACCCCCACCCCAACUAUGCAAGCUUCGCUCUAAACUCGAGGUAGCUACAUACUAUGGCACAAGUCCAUGGGAAGACUACCCGACAACAGAAGAUAUGGAAUGUUCUAAUACUGAUCGCGAGGCAUGCGUCACGACUACGCCACUUCAGUCUUUGGACUUGACAUCUAUUCAGUGGGAAAAGCUGCCUACAUUCUAUUCGACGGCUAAAGAUUUGGCAGACGCUGCUUCAGUCAGCUCUUCUGAGACAUCCUCACCGCCAUCGUACACUGUUUCUGUUACAGUCCCGGUGAAUCUACCGGAAGAGCAAGCCCUUGUGCCUACUUUUCACUCGUGUCUUGUGUCUCGCACCUACGCUAUUGAUCUCGCUCUCUCAUAUCAUGUGCCAUCCGCCAUCUGCAAAUCUACCCUGAACUUGCGUAUUCCGCUUGAAGUGGUCUUUGGAAGCACGAAAUCUGGAGAAUCGGAAUGA